This is a messenger RNA of Leptopilina boulardi, 1106 nucleotides long. RefSeq lists its product as uncharacterized. The coding region runs from base 311 to 715 and encodes 134 amino acids. Gene Ontology annotation, molecular function: protein binding. The record is from RefSeq and is a predicted model, not a curated record. The transcript has 4 exons. Lineage: Eukaryota; Metazoa; Arthropoda; Insecta; Hymenoptera; Figitidae.
UUUAAAUUCACCGAAGUAAUCACUAUAUGUAAGACUUCUUGCCUUAUUGAUAUUUCAACGAUGAAGUAUAUAAUAUUUUUUAUUUUUGCUGCAACGUUUAUAACUGUAUCCAUCAGUACCAAUGAUUCACUACUAGUUGAACGUCUAGACGGUGAAAACUCAUCAUCAUAAAAUUCAUCAUUAUAAAAUUUACGCACACGAAAUAAAUCUUGGAAAACGUAUAUUAUGCGCUGUUGUCUUAGCAAAAAAUGAUAAAUUCAUUGUCAAUGGUCUCACUCCUGGUGGGAAAUAUAAAUUUGAAAUUGAGCCCAUGAGCUAUGAUUAUUUGAAUCAAUCUUCUCUCUAUACCAAAGAAAUCGUCACUGAUAAUCCAACAGCCAAGCCUAAUGGUCCAAGAGGAUCAAUUGAGGUGUUGAAUGUUACGGAAACAACAGCCACCUUGAGAUGGCGUAAACCUGAGAAUAGUCCAAAAACAGUGAAAUACGUAUUAACACCAUUUUUAUCGGUAAUGACUAGUUCAAAUUUAGAGUCACAAAAUAGAAUAUUAUAUGAUUCCUCAGAAUAUCCAACAUUUACAUACACUGGCCUAUAUCCAUCAUCUUGUGUUUAUUCGCUUACGGUUAAGGCUGUCAAUAGUAAAGGAUCUAGUGAAGAAAUCAGUAUUUAUAACAUUUGCGAUAAACAGGAAGAGAGCAACAACCAGGGUAGGUGGUAAGAGUAAUACUUUGCGGAUGCUGGUACUGGAGAAAAAUGAAAGUCAUAAAUAAUUAUUAUUUAAGUCAAUUAAAUAAUUUAGUACAUAAAUCCUGGAAUAAGUGUAAAUUAAACAAAUUUUGUAUAUUACAUAAUUUCAGAAAUUGGAAAAAACUUCGUAAAAUUAAAUUAAUUUUUUAAUUCAUUAAGAGUUACGAUUAAGGAUUAAAACUAAAGAAUCAAAUGCUUUCAUUUAAUAUUAAUAGUAGUGAAUUGACUUUAGAAAAUUUUAUAAAGGCUUUGCGUAUUUUUUAACAUAACUUAAAAUUAUAAAUAAUUAUUAAUUGUUAAUUAUAUUUUAGACUAAUUUUUUUUAAAUUAAGUUACACAAAUUUAUAAAAAUUACCUUUUAC